UGUUUGCAUUCUGCUGGGCCCUCACAGGAUAUGUUACAAAUGAAUCCACUGCUUUGCAGCUAGCCGGAAUUAACAGAUUGUAAAGGGGGGGGGGGGAAGGGACCGGCAAUAAUGCCAGGUUCAGCAGCUGCUCUCCGGCAAGAGUGGCUGAAGAAGCCAGGUGUGAGGCCAAAUACACCUGUUCUGUUUACCAUUAAUGAGGAGGACGAGCAUCAAAAGAGCAACCAUUCCAAGAGAUUAAAAGUAUCUGAAAACACUAAAGUACCAGAUAAAAAAGCUGUCUCGUCCAGCCGGCCCUCUUCUGCCCUUUUAGGGCAGGGCACUAAUCCUGCAGGACCCAAGACAGCAGCGAGAGAAGCUGCUUGGCUAGAAAAAGAGGAGAGAGCGAGGCAACAUUAUGAAAAACAUCUGGAGGAACGUAAAAAGAAAUUAGAAGAGCAGAGGCUAAAGGAAGAAAGAAGGCGAGCUGCAGUAGAAGAAAAACGGAAGCAGCGAAUAGAGGAGGACAAGGUAGGAGAAGUCCUUUACAGGAUCUUUGGGGCAAUAAGUUUCUAUAUGGAGCAGUGA
Messenger RNA from Pseudonaja textilis, 567 nucleotides. Lineage: Eukaryota; Metazoa; Chordata; Lepidosauria; Squamata; Elapidae. The record is from RefSeq and is a predicted model, not a curated record.